Molecule: messenger RNA, 3030 nt
Organism: Erythranthe guttata (spotted monkey flower)
Lineage: Eukaryota; Viridiplantae; Streptophyta; Magnoliopsida; Lamiales; Phrymaceae
Source: RefSeq, a predicted model, not a curated record
GAGCCAUUUAUAUACUAAAAGCCUUGUAAGAAAAUUGCUGCAUUAGGUAAGAUUCCAACUAAUCACAUUGCAAGAAAAUUCGUUGAUCCUACGUCGAUUAAGAUAUUGUUAAUGAAGGGAUUAGUUUACGUAAAGACAAAUUAGAGUCAACUUAUAAUAGCUAUAAAAAUGGUGAAGGUAGGAUUUGAUUGUUCAUAGUAUGAAUGGCUUUGUUGGCUUCUUGUUGGCUAAUCGUCGAAAUUUUUCUCAUCCCACGUGGAUUUCUCAAGUGGUUUUAUUUAGGUUUUUACGUUCAUCCAUUUUUUCUCGUGUUUUGCCAAAUUUUCCUAUGGUUGAAAGAAUUUAAAAAAUGGCUUCUCUUGUUACUCUCUUUUCCUCUCAAAAUCGCCUUUCGUGUAUGUUUGUUCAUCUUCAAAUCCGUACAAGCAAAAGUUGAAAAUGUUGUUGUUAUUGAUGUUUUCUCGUGUUCUUCACCGUGUCACAUUAUUAAUAAACCAAAAGUUCAAUCGGAAGUUUGUUCGAUUAAUUUCGAUACUUGUACGAAAGAAGAUUCAUGGUUGAAUGAGUAUUUGUCUUCCGAUCAUUUCGCAAGCACUUGUUUGACCUAUGAUCUUGACUCAAACAAGAGCUUAUUCUCCACCGAGAAUUCUUCUUCGUUUUCUAGUAGUUCUCCCAAUGUCGAUUUUCAACUCCAAGAUUCCGAUGUUGAGUCGAUAAAUACUUUUAACUAUUGCCAACCCCAUCAAGAAAUAAGUGAUUUUUCUUCAUUCUCCGAGCUUGAAGAUUCACCGUCAAGUAUAAUCAAUAAUCAAGAAAUUAUCCAAGAAUCUGAUGAAUAUUCCGAGAAUAUAAUUUCUUCUCACUCUUGUGAUCAAUUGUUUGUCGACUCCUCAAAUGAACUGCAGUUGACCAUUAGCACACGUGUGCAAGAAGAUACAUUCCACCACAAGUAUAUAGAAAGAAUGGGAUUCUUUAAUCUUCUAUACCAUGAAAGAUUAUAUGGAAUGAUUUACAUAACGAUUUUGAUUUUUUUUAUCCUUCUAAUUCGUUUGUUAUAUGUUCGCGCAGACGCAAUCUUGAACGAGGAUUCGGCGAUCAUUCAAUUGUUAGAGGAUUCAUCAAGAAAGAGGCUAUUGAGGAGUUUGGAGUGUGAUUUUGAGCUGAUUUAUGUUGCUCAACUAUGCUUGUUUUGGGAGGGACUCAAUCAUCAAUACCUAAAAUUAUUGGGCAAUUGUGAAAUUAAAUUAUUUCAUCAUAGUGUAGCAGGAAAAUUCCAGGAGUUACAAAUAUUAUUGGAGAGAUAUGUGGAGAACCAAAAAUUGGAGAGCCAAAAUUCAUCAAACACUAAUAGAAGACUUUCUUUUCAAUGCUUGCUCCUUGUUCCUGAUGUUACAGGAUUUAUCGAGGACGAAAAUAACGGGACGGGAGUCGAAGGGGAAGCCGUACGGGCGAGUCGAGUUCUAAUAGCCAUUGAGAAAUGCAUAGAAGCUUUUCAUUUAUAUAUCCAAACAGAUGAUAAGAAACCACACUGGAAAUAUAAGUGCACUUGGAGGACUCAACCACCUUUGGAAGAUCCUCUUGAUUUGAAGCUCCUACACAAUGUAUCUCAAACACUGCACAAGAAAGAGAUGAUGCUGAAAUAUCUGCAAGGCAAGAAGAAGAAGAAUUGGCUAAGGAGAAAAACGAAGCCUUCGGAAACAAAAGACGAAAACGUAAAUCUUGUUUUUGCCGCGGUCGAUAUUAAGUUGAUCCAAAGGAUUCUUAAAAUGUCUCUAAUUUCGAAAUCUCAGUUGGAGUGGUGUCGAGACAAGCUUAAAGACUUGGAAUUCGAACAAGGGAUGGUUUUUAGGGUUCGUACGAGUCAUUUGUUUCCUUCGUUCUGAUCAUCGGAUAAUCUUGAGACAGUCCAGUAUAUUCGUUUGGUUUCCAAGAUAAAAUUAUGCAAUCUUACCGGAACACGAUUGUCUAAUUGGAUUAGUGAUAAGAGUUCCUUUUUUCUCUAAGGUCAAGUCCAAAAAGUUGUACAUCAAAAUAAAGAGUUACUUAUUUAAUCAAUCAGACUUAACUUACCACCCAAACGAGAAAUGAGUGUGUGGAUAGUCGACAAGUAUAUCUCGUUUCUUACGAAAUGGAGUACUUGUUUAGUCGUUCUAACGGUCAAUGGAAAACAUAUCGAAUACAACAUGAAUACUACCAUGUUUAACUUUCUUUUUCAAGGGUUAAAUGUAAGAAAAUAGACAUGUAAACGGGCCGGGCCGGGCCGGUGAUGAAUCUAAUAUAGGAGAUAGAGAUGAUAUGAUUGAAUUUAAUAAUAGACAAAUUGAUUUUGGGAAACCCUAGCAUUAGAAGUGAUGGUUAAUAAGCAUAUCACCUUCAGAAAACACUAGUGAAUCGAAAUCGGAUAUAUGAACCAUCGCGCAAACACUACGAAUCAAUAUUUAAGGUUUUCUCUGUAGUUAGAACGAUAAUCAUCAGAAAUCGAAUACAGUUGAUAUAACAAGUUUUUAAAAAAAGGGGCAAAUGGCAAAUAAGAGGGCUUAAAAUGCAAUUCAAUUCCACCACUCGAACUUCGAACAUAAGAGGUUCAUGCCCGAAACUGAAACCCGAAAACCGAAAACCCGAAACCCAACCAGAUAUCAUCGAAAUGAGAACAAUAGGAAACAAAUUAAACGAGUUGAAACAUUACCGAAUCAAAACUAUAAAACAACGGAGGACUGACCACAAAUACGAUGAACACUAUUUCAGUUGUGAAAGAGCAUAAAACUGAUUUUAAACUAAUAAAGCUAAUGAAAAUAGGAUUCCCGAAUUCUCCAAAUAACCAGUUUAUAUAUAUAGAUAUGUGUAUAUAUCAUAUGUCGAUAUCAUAUUGUUCAGAUAACUUAUUCUAAUGAGCUUAUUCAAAUAUAUAACGUUCACCGAAAAUAAUUAAAAACACGGAAAAGGGAAGUGCUCAUCACUAUAUCUAUAAAAUUCAUUAUAGCAUAUGCUUUCAUAUAUUAAAUUGAAAAAACAAAAGUAACACUAAAAAGA